AUGUCUUCUUCCGCGCCAGUCGAUCGGGGGCCUGCACUGGAAGCCGCAAUAUGGACCCAGAUUGUGAUUGCCUUUGUCUUCGUCGUUCUGCGUUUCUGGGCCCGCUUCUACCCGCGGGGCAUCGGUCUCGACGACGGCCUGAUGCUGACGUCCUGGGUUUUAUUCCUUGCUAGUGGUGUCAUCAUUCAGCUCGGCGCCCAGGAUGGCAUGACUCUGCAUUUUCAGGAUUUGAGUAUAGAAACCCAGCAAUAUCAGCUCCAACUGGUGGUCAUCUUUCUCGCCAUUGCCAUCGCCACCACCUGGCUUGGGAAAGUCGCCAUAGGCAUAACCAUCCUACGCAUCAUAGGCAAUACAUCCCCAUGGAAGCGAUAUGCGAUAUUGGUCCUCCUGGGCCUCAUGACCCUCUUCUCCGUUACCGACAUCUUCCUCAGCCUCUUCCGGUGCGGUAAUCCGCGCGCACAAUGGGACUACGAACUCGCUGCAACGGCUACUUGCCUGCCCCGAUCCAAGACUAACCCUUUCAACGACGGCACCAACGCCAUUCUGGUCUUUGCCGAUUACUUCCUCUCCGUUCUCCCCAUGGCCGUCAUAUGGGGUUUACGAAUGCCCUUGCGGAGGAGGAUCAUGGUCAUCGUUCUGCUGGGGCUAACCAUCAUCACCGGCGUGGCAGGAACCGUGAAAAUGGUUCACGUCAGCCUCCUGGAUAUGAAUGACAUUACUGGGGGCAUCUAUGAUAGCCUCAUUUGGUACGGCAUUGAGACCAUGUUCAUCAUCGUAUUUGGAUCUAUGCCCGCCCUCCAUCCGUUAUGGAGGCGCUUCUUCCAACUACUUGGCAACCGUCGACAUCAGGAACUGAACAGGCAGCCUACCAUGACGUAG
Hirsutella rhossiliensis is the source of this 879-nucleotide messenger RNA. RefSeq lists its product as uncharacterized. The transcript has 5 exons. NCBI's taxonomy places the organism in Eukaryota, Fungi, Ascomycota, Sordariomycetes, Hypocreales, Ophiocordycipitaceae. The record is from RefSeq and is a predicted model, not a curated record. Bases 1 to 879 code for a protein of 292 amino acids.